Molecule: messenger RNA, 156 nt
Organism: Marasmius oreades (fairy-ring Marasmius)
Lineage: Eukaryota; Fungi; Basidiomycota; Agaricomycetes; Agaricales; Marasmiaceae
Exons: 2
Coding region: 1-156 (51 amino acids)
Source: RefSeq, a predicted model, not a curated record
AUGAAGGCCGCGGUCUCGAUGCUCAAUUUGCCAGUUUUGGACAUUCUGUUAUGCGGUUUGGUAAACAAGCAGAUGAAAGAGAUAAUCCAGCAAUCGUGCGCUCUUCAAUACAAGUUUAAAUCCUAUCAUGAUUCACCUUUAGUGACGCCUCUAUGA